Thrips palmi is the source of this 3492-nucleotide messenger RNA. Its product is annotated as hornerin-like. The record is from RefSeq and is a predicted model, not a curated record. The transcript has 11 exons. The coding region runs from base 1 to 3492 and encodes 1163 amino acids. NCBI's taxonomy places the organism in Eukaryota, Metazoa, Arthropoda, Insecta, Thysanoptera, Thripidae.
AUGACUACCUUCAAGGGCUCCACGGCGGAAACGGAACACGUGCACUUCCGCAUCAUCGUCCCCGAGUACGUCAACACGCACACGCACACCAAGACCGUGUACGUGGUGCCCAAGGGCGAGAUCGCCACCAACGAGGUCGGCGGCAGCGGCGGCGGCGCCUCGGGUCCAAGUGGCAGCGGCGCCUUCAUUGGCGACCCCCGGGGCGCCCCCGACGCCGCCAUCACCGUCAGCGGCGUCAGCGGCCCCGGAGACGGCCCUGCAGCCGCAGCCGCGCCGCCGCCCGUGUCGCCCAUCGUUCCGGGAUCGCUGCUGUCACCGGAGCAGGUAGCUGCGGGGCACCAGAGCGUCCUGGACGGGCUGCUGCAGUACCACAAGCACCACAAGCGGCACGGGAAGGCAUGCAAGGGGCACGGCUGCCACCACGGACAUGGACACGGACACGACAAGGGCCACAAGGGCCACGGCCACGGACACGGCUGCCAUGGCGGCGGCAAAGGACACGGCCAUGGGAAGGGUCACGGGGGAGGCCACGGACAUGGGCACGGCGGCCACGGACAUGGCGGCGGAGGCCAUGGGCAUGGACACGGACAUGGAGGAGGAGGAGGAGGCCAUGGGCAUGGACACGGACAUGGAGGAGGAGGAGGAGGAGGCCAUGGACACGGACAUGGACACGGACAUGGACACGGACACGGACAUGGAGGAGGUCAUGGCCAUGGGGGUGGAGGCCACGGACACGGUCAUGGGGGCCAUGGGGGAGGUCACGGAGGACAUGGCCAUGGGCAUGGAGGAGGUCAUGGCGGUGGAGGUCACGGCCAUGGGGGACAUGGUGGGGGUCACGGUCAUGGUCAUGGCCAUGGCGGAGGAGGACACGGUCAUGGUCACGGGGGAGGACAUGGAGGUCAUGGAGGAGGCCAUGGUGGUCAUGGAGGAGGCCACGGUCAUGGUCAUGGCGGAGGUCAUGGAGGACACGGGCAUGGACAUGGGCAUGGCGGCGGCUGCCAUGGGGGUCAUGGAGGAGGUCACGGGGGUGGUCACGGCGGUGGUCAUGGGGGAGGUCACGGGGGACAUGGUCAUGGACACGGGCACGGUCAUGGGGGCAAACAGAUUAUCACGGGUGAAGAGAAGUCCACGCUCAUCUGCUCGGGCAACGGUUCGAGCAACGAGCUCCUGUGCGUGCAGUCCAAAAACCUCGAGACGGGCGACAACCGGGAGUCCGAGCACUUUUAUGGGGACACUUGGACCGGCAGCAAGCACGAGUCCUACACCGCCAAGGACGAGAAGCUCAAGACCAAGGAGUCACUGAAGCACGCCGCCAAGGAGGUGGCCGUGGACGGCUACUCCGAGGAGCACAAGAAGGACAAGGCGGCGCUGGUGGUGUCGGGGUCCUCGGGGCCGUCGGCGGCCUCGGGCGGCCAGAGCGGCGGCGAGGAGGACAAGGCCCAGCUCGCGGACGAGGGCCCCACGGUGUCCGCCGAGGCGAGCAACCCCGGCGCCAGCGUAGAGGACCACCCCGUCGGAGUCGGACACGUGGACUACAACCACGCUCACCACAACGCGCAGCAACAGCUGCCCACGUACCAGCCGGACGGUGAACAGUGGAUCCCCAUCCGGCCGUCCAGCGCCCUGGCCGAGCUCGGCCACGGCCAAGCGGGCCAAGGGGACGGACAUGACAACUCCGUGUCCGGGCCGGGCUCCAAGCCGGGCUCCAAGCCCAGCACCGUCGACGUGCAGCUCGGCGAGCUGACGUGGAGCUCCGUGCGGGGGUCCGCGUCAGGCCGAGGCCGCGGGGGCCGACUGCGCGGCCGCGGUUCUCACCUGGACGGCACCGAGGACGCGCUGCACCAGCCCGUCAGCGGCCCGUCCGCCGUGGGGCCGUCGGGCUACGAGGUGGUGGAGCGGCCCGCCGACAUCUCCGCCGAGGUGCACCUGACCACCGAGGCCGUCGCGCUGUACUACAAGUCAAGCGGGUCGGAGCGCGACGAGGACGGCGCCGAGGAGGUGCCCAGGAAGCGAGGCCGCACCCGCUUCGGGGACCGCCGACGGCGCAAGCGUCCCCGCAGCCGCAACGACGCCCGCACCGACGCUGAGGCCGAGGGUCGCCGCCACCGGGACACCGACGACGACGACACGGCCAGGUCGUCCGCCGAGCCCAAGGACCACCAGGACGCCGACGACGGCUCCAUCGGCGUCGUCACGCAGGACGGCCCCGCCAAGUCGGCCGACGAGGAGCUCGCGCAGGAGACGAACCGCCUCCUGGAGGAGCUCAAGGAGAGCAAGGCCGUGAGGAAGCGGCUGCGCAAGCGGCCGCGCAUCAUGACGGAGACCGGCCACGUCCUCCGCGGCGUGCAGGUCAAGGAGACCCUAAAGGCGGACAAGUGGCGGUCUUUGUGGAAGACGGCGGCCUACAGCAAGGCCUACAGCAAGGCCUACAGCAAGGCCUACAGCAAGGCCUACAGCAAGGCCUACAGCAAGGCCUACAGCAAGGCCUACAGCAAGGCCUACAGCAAGGCCUACAGCAAGGCCUACAGCAAGGCCUACAGCAAGGCCUACAGCAAGGCCUACAGCAAGAAGGUCAAGCACAUCCACCACCACCACGUCAAGAAGGUGUACGUCAAGCACAAGCCCGUCGAGUACCUGGAGGAGCUCGACGACGACCUGCACCGCGCCGGCGAGGGCGGCGAGGAGGACGCCCACUACCAGAACUACCAGGACGGCGACGACAAGGUGCUGGCCGCCGGGUCCGAGGCCAAGCCCAACGUGAUCGUGGUCCCGGACUUCACGGAGCACUCGUGGGGCACCAAGGCCACGCCAGGGUCGCGGUCCUUCCACACGCACGUCGGCCGCAGCGGCGAGCUGGCGGAGCAGGGCGCCGACCCCGGCGUCGUGUCGGACAGCGGGUGGACGGCGCUGGCCUCGGGCCCCGCGGAGCCGACGCCGAGGCCUGCAGGCCACCACCACAAGAAGCACCACUCCCGGCCCCACAAGGAGGGGCAGACGCACGACCAGCGGCCGGCGGAGGACUCGCACCACGGCAGCCAUCACCACCACCAUCACCACCACCAUCACCACCACAAGCAGCAGAAGCACCACGCAUCCGAGCACCGCGAGGACAACAUCCGCGACUGGGUCCACAGCGGCUUCGAGAAGUACCGCGCGGCGCACGCCAACGACGUCAAGCCUGCCGUCACGCAGACGUUCGUCAAGCAGGACGACGACGACGACGUGCUGGACGACAUUCGGGUGCAGGUGUUCGAGGACGGCAAGGAGGUGCCGACGACGGUGCGGGAGAGGGAGCGGGAGGCGCCAGAGGCCAAGACGACCGCGGCGAGCCACGCCGCCGGCAAGGGCGAGCACAAGCACGGCGACCACCACUACCGCCACCGGCACCGGCACGCCGACGACGAGGAGCGCGCCGACGACCGCCACCAGGAGGAUUUACGUGAAUUCAUCAUGUCAAAUGUGGCCUUUCGAGGCCUGCAGGAGGUGGCCUAG